Messenger RNA from Numida meleagris (helmeted guineafowl), 1156 nucleotides. RefSeq names its product brain-specific homeobox/POU domain protein 3. The record is from RefSeq and is a predicted model, not a curated record. Gene Ontology annotation, molecular function: RNA polymerase II cis-regulatory region sequence-specific DNA binding; DNA-binding transcription factor activity, RNA polymerase II-specific. The coding region runs from base 51 to 1076 and encodes 341 amino acids. Gene Ontology annotation, biological process: regulation of transcription by RNA polymerase II. The transcript is spliced from 2 exons. NCBI's taxonomy places the organism in Eukaryota, Metazoa, Chordata, Aves, Galliformes, Numididae.
CCCCGGAGCCGGGCAGCCCGGAGCGCCCCUGCCCCGCUCCCAGCCCAACCAUGAUGUCCAUGAACAGCAAGCAGGCUUUCAGCAUGCACCCCAUCCUGCAUGAGCCCAAGUACCCUCACCUGCACACCAGCUCCGAAGCCAUCCGCAGAGCCUGCCUGCCCGCCCCCCAGAUCCAGGGUAACAUUUUUGCGGGCUUUGAUGAGACCUUGCUGCGGGGCGCCGAGGCUCUGGCCGCUGUGGAUAUUGUAUCGCAGAAAACCCACCCGUUCAAGCCGGAUGCCACCUACCACACCAUGAGCAGCGUGUCCUGCACUCCUACCUCGUCCUCCGUGCACCUGCACCACCCGUCCGUGCUGACCACCCACCACCCCCACCACCACCACCACCAGCCCGCACAGGGCCUGGAGGGAGAGCUCCUGGACCACCUCAACUCUGCGCUCCCCCUGGGAGGGGUGCCGGGUCCCGACGUGGGCUCCACGCCGUCCCACCCUCAUUCCCACAUGUCGGCCAUUAACCACAUGGCCCACCACUCCCAACCUAUGAACAUGUCCCACCCCCACGGCCUGGCGUCCCACGCCGUUAUCUCGGGCCCCGAGACAGAGACGGACCCGCGGGAGCUGGAGUCCUUCGCCGAGCGCUUCAAGCAGCGGAGGAUCAAGCUGGGGGUGACCCAGGCAGACGUUGGCUCUGCGUUGGCCAACCUGAAGAUCCCGGGGGUGGGCUGCCUUAGCCAAAGCACAAUCUGUAGGUUUGAGUCCCUCACCUUGUCCCACAACAACAUGGUGGCCCUCAAACCCAUCCUAGAAGCCUGGCUGGAGGAGGCCGAGCGGGCCCAGAGGGAGAAAAUGACCAAACCGGAGAUCUACACUGGAGGUGACAAGAAACGCAAGCGCACCUCCAUUGCUGCCCCCGAAAAGCGCUCGCUGGAGGCUUACUUUGCCGUGCAGCCGCGGCCCUCCUCGGAGAAAAUCGCCGCCAUCGCCGAGAAGUUAGACUUGAAGAAGAACGUGGUGCGGGUCUGGUUUUGCAAUCAGAGACAGAAGCAGAAAAGGAUGAAAUUUUCUGCCACUUACUGAAGAAGGGGCUGGGAAGGCGGCGGGGCAGUGCCUGGCCCCCCAGCCAAUGUGGCCCCCCAGCCAAUAUUCCCCCCCAGAGA